CAACCUCCAACAUAAAACAAUAAAUCAACCUUGCCAGCUUACCGCCAGAGGCCGCUAGGCGAGAGACUACAGACAAGUACUUGGUGAGUAGUAACUACUGAUCAACUGUUUACUGACAUCCCGAUAAUUGAUCAUGGACCAUGUUACUAAGAUCGAUACACCAAGCACCAUAUGAUAAUUAAGCUAUGGCCGCCAGAUCCAUUGCAAAGCAGACCUGUGAGGAACUUCCUUCAACCACGAUGCAAGCCAAAGGACCACUUCCGAAGCACAACUUUGAGGGCCAUGCGAGAACUAUUCGAGAUUUUGUCUUCUUGCACGAUAACAUCCACAUCGUGACUGGUUCAGAGGACGGCACGAUGCGCAAGUGGAACUACGACACAGGACUCCUUGUUGGGAAACCAUGGAGUGGGGUGGGCGGAAGCAUAUAUACACUGGCAUUAUCACCGGACGGCAAGACAAUUGCGUGCGGGAGGGCAGAUGGAAGCGUUCAGCGAUGGAAUACAGAUGGAAAGAUGGUGCUUGAAGGUGCUCGGAGGGGUCAUAGCGACUGGGUGCGGUCGCUGUCAUGGUCCCCCAAUGGAGGUCAUAUUGCCAGCGGGUCCGAUGACGGAACAAUCCUCAUUCGAAACGCGACAAGUGGAAUAGUGGAGUUUGGCCCAAUCAAGACGAAGCAGUACCGGGUGUGUGCUCUUGCGUAUUCACCUUCUGGCAACAGAAUAGCAUCAGGCGGGUGGAAUACAACAAUUUGCAUAUGGGACAGCAAGACCGGCCAGCUUGCUCUCGGGCUCAUCCAAGGCUUGGGUUAUGAAGUGACGUCAGUGGUGUGGUCGUCGGACAGUACAAAGCUAUAUUCCGCGUCCGACAAAUUAGCACGUGUCUUCGACAGCACCUCAGGCGCACUGCUCCAUUGUUUCCAGCAUGACGAUGUCUUGUAUUCCAUCGCACUUUCACCCGCAUGCAAUGUCCUGGUGUGUGUGGGCGAUCAAGGUAUCGCACAAUUAUGGGACACAGAGUCCUACCAUUUACUUGGACAGCCAUUUAACCAUAAUCGCCAAAUCCUCCGCUGUGCAUCGUUCUCUCAAGACGGGAGAUACCUAGCAUGUGGCGGACACGACAAGACACUCGUCAUGUGGAUUGUCAACGACAUAGCUCCUCAGCUUCUAGCAACUACAAGGACAUCUUGGGGUAAUCGCGUCACUGACGAGGAACACAACGAUUUAUAUGACUCAUGUCUCUGGUACUAUUCCCAGAAAUCUCUUCCGUCGGAAUCGCCUGGCCCCAAUAUUCCCCACCUGUCCUUCAUUCGCCGCUUGUGGAACGUCAUCUCACGGCACCGUCGGCCUGCAGAUGAAUCUGUUUCACGAGAAUGCUCUAACCGUGGUUUCUUUGCUCGUCGUACUCGCUCAAAUUCGCCCGUGGCCAUCAUACCCACUCAAUUAACAACAGCAUGGAAGGUUCGACCAGCCGAAGAAAACGACUCGGAGGAAGAUGAAAAGGAGGAGGAUCCGGGCACAAGCAAACGUGGAGGCAAGCAACGGAAGGGAUCUCUUGUCGAAGUGCAAAGCCCACCUCCUUAUGAUCCCGCUCCUCAUGCUGAGCUCCACAGUGAAGAGCAUAGAAACUUCUGGAGACGGCUAAUGCAAAGCCCACCUCCCUAUGAUCUUGCUCCCCAUGCCGAGCUUCGCAGCGAAGAGAAUAGAAGCUUCUGGAGACGGCUAAUGCACACGUGAGGGAGGAGCCUAUUUCCACCAGAUCGGCUCCA
Molecule: messenger RNA, 1762 nt
Organism: Suillus subalutaceus
Lineage: Eukaryota; Fungi; Basidiomycota; Agaricomycetes; Boletales; Suillaceae
Product: WD40-repeat-containing domain protein
Exons: 3
Coding region: 186-1730 (514 amino acids)
Molecular function (GO): protein binding
Source: RefSeq, a predicted model, not a curated record